CACAGCACCGUGUAAACGGCUUCCCUUUCACCUCUGCCACGGACGACUCGAAUUGCUUGUGAUUUACCACGGCGACCGGGCGCUUGUGGCUACCGAACCCAGACCUGGUGCCCAUUUCGUUUUCCCCUUUCUCUUCCCUCCCGUCCGAGUCUCCUCGAUGCCGCAUCGCAUGCCCUAGACUUCGAGAGCCACCUGCGACGGGCCUCUCACGAGUCUGCGACGCCGGCCGCGCCCCUACCAUGCGCUCCCAGCCCGUGAACCUUCUCGGCAAGGCUGCUCCGUUUCAGCCUCUCACCAGCGUCAAGGAAGAUGGCCGUUCGGCCAAGGAGCCGGCAACAGCUGAACGGUCGCCGGCCUCAGCUGAGCCUGCUGUGCCGGCGGAGCAGGAGAUGUCAGGGGAGCUUGGGGAGCUGAGGCGCAUUCAGUCCAAGGUUGCGUUGUGGGACGCUGAAGAACGGCGAGCGGACGGUCGCCAGCUCCGCUUGGCUGACGGGCCGCCCGUUAGGCGAUCAGACCAGAUCCACGUCAUGGGAUUGAACCUGGCAGGGCGAUACAUCGCUCACACCUUGGCUGGUUGCCAGACCAUCCCCCCGGUCCGAUACAUUUUACACAGUCGUUCUCUAUACGGGCGGUGGAGGGAUGCCAACAAGCAGCUGACGCUGAUCCGGGGUAACGACAUCAUUGUUCGGCGUCGCGUGGUCGGGGAAUACAUAUCGGAGGAGUUGGAGGGGACGCCAGGCGAAGCCGUGAUUGAGAACCUGAUCGUCACGGUGCCGGCCGGACAAGUUUUGCAAGCGCUCCAGACCAUCCGAAACCGGCUCGAUCACCGCUCGACCAUCUGCCUAAUAAACGACUGCCUGGGGGUUGCCGAGGCACUCAUUGAAGCCUAUUUUCCGGACGAGUCGAGACGGCCGACAUUCCUCCUCGGGCAUUUCACGACCGCCUUGGGCCACACCGACGACCUAUUCUCUGUUUCCGAGGUGCGGCCCGGGAGGCUUUAUCUGUCGCUGUUCUCGCCACAGGGGCAGCAAGCAGACGGGCGUUUCCGCAUCAAGCGCCACCCGCCGCUGGAACGGACGGAACGGGCGACGAGUUUCCUCCGGCUUCUUACGGCGAUGCCGGGGCUGAAAGCUACGGGGCACCCCAUGGCUGACUUCCUGCGACUCAAGCUGCCAACGGUGGCUUUCCGAACGGUUGUGGACCCGCUGGCCGCGCUAUUCGACUGCCGAUACGACCACCUGCUGCAAAACACAUAUGCUAGGCAGCUCAUGGACCGACUGGUCGGCGAGGUAUCGCGCGUGGUGUCUCUCCUGCCGGAAUGCAGGGAUUCUCCCAAGUUCCGGCAGCUCGCCAUCGCCAGCUCGCUGCGAGACGAGGUGCGCCGCAAGCUGAUGCUGCAGAGGACGGCCGACAGCCGAAUGCGGGCGCAGAUCGGGCACGGCUGGGACACGGAUAUCGACUUCCUGUCGGGCUAUUUUGUCAGGCGCGGCCGCGAGCUGCGGGCCGGCGUCACGGCACUCGACUCGAUUAUGUGGGCUGUCAAGGCGAAAGGGGUGAUCCGCAAAGCUCGCCUGGAGCAGCUCAAGGCCCAGAGCCAAGCCAAGGCGUCGUCGUCAUCCGCCGGCGGCGGCAACGGCCAAGAUCAGGCGCAGAGACAGUGA
Molecule: messenger RNA, 1661 nt
Organism: Thermothielavioides terrestris NRRL 8126
Lineage: Eukaryota; Fungi; Ascomycota; Sordariomycetes; Sordariales; Chaetomiaceae
Exons: 3
Coding region: 240-1661 (473 amino acids)
Cellular component (GO): cytoplasm; mitochondrion
Molecular function (GO): 2-dehydropantoate 2-reductase activity; NADP binding
Source: RefSeq, a predicted model, not a curated record